AUGUUUCUCAACGAUAAUCUUGUUGAGACUGUAUACAUGCUUCAACUGCCAGGAUAUGAGGAUAAGACUGAUGUGCUUGUUACAACGGUCAUUGUAUGGUCUCAAGCAGGCUCCUCGUGUCUGCUCUAUUUGCUUGUGUAUGUCGAUGACAUCUUGGUCAUGGGAUCUGACUCGGCUUGCGUUUCUAGUUUAGUUACUAAAAUGGGCAUUGAGUUUAAGAUUAGUCACACGAGGCCUCCGUCUUUCUUAAAAUGUGUAUAUAUGGUUGAUUGUAAAACACUAGUUACGCUUGUCUCUCUGGCACGUGUGGACGAGAGCACUACGGUAUCGUAUGCGGAUCCGACGCAAUAUCGUAGCCUUGCUAGGGUUCUUCAGUAUCUGACAAUUACGAGACCUGAUCUGUCAUUUGCGGUGAACAGAUUGUGCCAGCACAUGCAUGCUCCAACCACAGCGCACUGGCUCAUGUUCAAGCAUGUUCUUCGAUAUGUCAAGGGGACUCUAAAUCUUGGUCUGCGUAUUUAUUGGGCUGGUGAUCAGCAAUGCAUUGUGGCCCGCUCUUCGACUGAAACUGAGUACAAGGCCCUGGCUGAUGUGUUUGUUGAGCAAUGCAUUGUGGCCCGCUCUUCGACUGAAACUGAGUACAAGGCCCUGGCUGAUGUGUUUGUUGAGCAAUGCAUUGUGGCCCGCUCUUCGACUGAAACUGAGUACAAGGCCCUGGCUGAUGUGUUUGUUGAGCAAUGCAUUGUGGCCCGCUCUUCGACUGAAACUGAGUACAAGGCCCUGGUUGAUGUGUUUGUUGAGCACGUUGAAAUCGAUUAUCACUUUGUUCGUGACAAGGUUGUCAAGAAAGAGUUACAGGUGCAUUUCAUUUCCAUGAAGGAGCAAUUGACUGAUAUUUUUGCCAAGGCUUUAUCUGGUUCGCGGUUUGUGCUACUUCAGGACAAGCUCAAUGUUGAUGGCUUGCUGCUUCUCAACUUUGUGCUUGAGGGGGAGUGUUAA
This is a messenger RNA of Ipomoea triloba (trilobed morning glory), 999 nucleotides long. RefSeq lists its product as uncharacterized. The record is from RefSeq and is a predicted model, not a curated record. NCBI's taxonomy places the organism in Eukaryota, Viridiplantae, Streptophyta, Magnoliopsida, Solanales, Convolvulaceae. The transcript has 8 exons. The coding region runs from base 1 to 999 and encodes 332 amino acids.